AUGCCGGUCAAAACGCCGGAUAAAAAGCCAGAGAACCCCCGUCCCACACAAAAUUUGGUGAGAAACAACAUGACACGCGAGCUUCGAGCCGGCGAAACGUUCAUAGCCAGAUUCAAAAGUUCGUUCAUUGGGCAUAAAACGGACAUUUGGCUUUGCGUCAUUCUCACAGAAGAGUUCGGACCAGGCAAGCAUUGCCAUGGGCGCCCAAAAGGAGCAAAGCCUGCUGAGGGUGCAUGGACUACGCCAUUGAAUGAGCGGAUGUACCCGAUUUAUAUGCCCGGCCGCAACGACUGUCGAUGGAUCCUUAUCAAGGAUAUCUACAUUUUGGGAGAAAGUGUUCCUGAAUUCCUUGCCCAUUCAAAGGACCGUGACAAUGUGUCCUUGUUCCGAAAAUUGCAAAGGAUUGCGCUGAAAGUUCCUAAUUGCAAGUUUUGGGAGAAAAUGGCAGAGAAAGAGAUGCAGCUGAAGGGCAAAAGGAGUCGCAACCCUUCACUGACAUUGCCAGAUGGUUAUGAAGAUAUCCUGACGGACUCAGAGGCAGAGGAAGUAGCUGGAUAUGAUACCGAUGAGGGUCCAGCGGAACUUGAUGCUGGGUACGCAUCACCGCCACCAGCUAAGGUACAGGCCAGAACGGCCUCAUUCUCUGUGUCUCGGGAGAUAAAGGUAUCUGGAGCAGGUGAUAAACUGCCAAAAGCAGAGAAAAGGCAAAUUGUUCAGCACCUAAGCUUCCCGGGCGAGAGUUCAUCUUUUUUGAACUAUGCCUCUACGCCAGGUUUGUCUUUUGGAACCACAAGUUCUGAAACUAGCACUCAACAAGGCUCCGUUGAGGUUCAGAAGAACAUACCUCCUCUCACGUCCCUAAGUCCGAUCAAGCUGAAAAGAGAAAAGAAAACCAAAUCCAAUGCAGCUCAGGAACCAGAUGAGGAUAUCUGGAAACUCUCCAUGUCUGAAGUAGCCGAAAGAGUAUUGGUUCAGGGACCACGGGCGAAUGAGCUUUUGGAGAUCUUUCAUGAGAUGUUGAAAGUUCAACGCCAACCGGAAUCUGCGAAAAUCAAAUCAUUCAUGCAAACUUCCGAAUUUUCGCCCCGUCUAAGCCAAAUUAACAAUCCAGCAAAUAAUUGGAGCAACGACACUGCCAACAAAAACAAAUCUGGGAAACUGCUCGGAGAUUACCUAGAAAAGGGUCGCAUUUUGCAACUUGAAAGCGUCAGGGAUUCAAACACCCUUCAACAAGAGAUCGUCUCACUUGGACAUCUCUACAAGUAUGCUCGUCGCUUUCAGAAACCGAAACUGAUAAAGAUGAUUGCAAUCAAACUUCAAGUUGCAUGGAAUUCUUAUCCAGGUCUAUGCCAGCUCAAGCCUAUACUAGACGUUGCUAGUAUAGUGUGUCAAGACUUCUCAUUGACGACAAAGGACUAUCUACAAAACUGGAUCUUGAACUUCAUUGCAGACACAAUGGAUCUCUUCUUACAUGAUUGCUCUGAAAAGUAUUGGUCUGCUAUGCGAGCUUUGCCAGAUCUGUUUGAUGCAGUUACCAAACUCAGAGCAGAAUUCAUCGUCAGGUUUCCGGGGAGGUAUAGUGAUGUUCGCGUUUUGCUUAGCAGUCGAGGAAUUGAUCAGAUCUGA
Molecule: messenger RNA, 1626 nt
Organism: Penicillium malachiteum
Lineage: Eukaryota; Fungi; Ascomycota; Eurotiomycetes; Eurotiales; Aspergillaceae
Exons: 3
Coding region: 1-1626 (541 amino acids)
Source: RefSeq, a predicted model, not a curated record